This is a messenger RNA of Labrus mixtus (cuckoo wrasse), 3410 nucleotides long. Its product is annotated as enhancer of mRNA-decapping protein 3-like. The record is from RefSeq and is a predicted model, not a curated record. Bases 127 to 1554 code for a protein of 475 amino acids. Gene Ontology annotation, biological process: P-body assembly; deadenylation-independent decapping of nuclear-transcribed mRNA. The transcript has 7 exons. Gene Ontology annotation, cellular component: P-body. Gene Ontology annotation, molecular function: mRNA binding. NCBI's taxonomy places the organism in Eukaryota, Metazoa, Chordata, Actinopteri, Labriformes, Labridae.
GCGGAGGAAGUGACGUCACACGCUAACACGGGAAACAGCACGAACAACAACCGGAGGAGCUUUGACUUUUUUCCUGAAAUCUCGCCACAAAAAUUAUCGAACAGGCACACGAUCACAGCGGACACAAUGGCCGCAGACUGGCUGGGGAGUGUUGUGUCUAUAAACUGUGGGCAGACUUUGGGAAUCUACCAGGGAGAGGUGAUUUCAGUCGAUCACGCGAGCCAGACCAUCUCGCUGAGACGGCCGUAUCACAAUGGAGUCCGGUGUCCUGUUCCUGAGGUCACUUUCAGUGCCAUGGACAUCAAGGAGUUAAAGUUCCUAGACAUCCAGCAUACAGCCAACAAGCUGGGCUCCGUCCAGGGAGCUGCAACAGAAGCCAGCGUCACGACUUCAGGACGCCUCGCCAACAGCAACAGAGUCCCGAAACCUGAAGUCACAGGCAGCAGCUCUCAGCCCGGCGCUGCUCCCAUCACCAUCCUGCGCAGAGGAGCUCCUGCAGGCUCAUCUAACAGCAGAGCGACCACACAAAAGAAGAACAGCGUGAAAAACGGAGGAGCUGGUUGGCCGAUGAGACCAAAAGAUGACGAGUGCUUUGGAGACGGGACCGACGAGGACCUGGACACGGACUUCGACUUCGAGGGCAACCUGGCUCUGUUUGACAAAGCUGCCGUCUUCUCCAAGAUCGAUGGAACCAACAGCCACGCAAACCGACCACAGCAGCACAGCACGCACGGCACACAACACAAGCCUCUGACCUACCGCCAUGAUGAGAAUAUUCUGGAGGUGAAGCCCGUCACAUACCGACAGAUAACAGGACCCCAGCACGGCGGCAAAGAGUACUGUACAGAUUCAGGCUUGGUGGUUCCCAGCAUUCCCUAUGAACUUCAUAAACGUUUACUGGCAGCCGCAGAGCGUUGGGGCCUUUCUGUGGAGCGCCGACUGGAGACGAUCGGCGUUUGUUCCUGUCAGAUGGCUCUCACUCUGCUGGGCGGACCAAACAGACUCACCCCGAAAAACACCCACCAGAGACCCACGGUGGUCAUCCUGUGUGGGCCGCACAUCCAGGGAGCGCAGGGCAUCAGCUGCGGGCGACACCUGGCCAACCAUGAAGUGGAGGUCAUCCUGUUCCUGCCCAACUUCCUCAAGAUGCAGGAGUCGGUCACCAGUGAGGUGAACCUGUACAGCCGGACCAGUGGCAAGCAGGUGGCCAGCGUCAAAGACCUGCCAGCAAGCCCCGUGGAUCUGGUCAUCAACUGCUUGGACUGCCACGAGAACCGACUUCUGAGGGAGCAGUCCUGGUACCAAUCGGCUGCAGACUGGGCUAACAGUAACCGCGCUCCGGUCCUGAGUAUCGACCCGGCAGUCGUCGAGCAGUGCCACAACAUCGAGGCCAAGUGGACUCUGUGUUUGGGCCUCCCCCUUCCUUUAGCCGAGUCGGAGAGCAGAGUCUACCUCUGUGACAUUGGCGUCCCUAAACGGGUUUUUCAGGAAGUCGGAAUCAGCUACCGCUCACCUUUUGGUUGUAAAUUUGUUAUUCCGCUGCAUUCAGCGUGACAUGUGACCCGCUGAUACGGCUCUUUGUUACACAUGGACGAGGGGGGGAGAGGUACCUUUGUGUUUGUGGCUGAAAAGUUAAUACCUGACUAAAACAAUCUUUGUUACAUGACUACAUGACACGUCUGAGAGCACGCUGUGUAGGCUUUUCCUCGUGUCCUCUGGUAACUCCCAGGGGGCCGCUGCACGUUGCGUGCGACACCUCUUGUUUUUGAGAGGGAAAGGUUUCCUGUUCUUUGGUGUGUUUUGAUAAGGGCUCUGUGCUACGAGGUGAAUAUGUUUACAAAGUGCUGACCACUGUGAGUUUAUCUCUGCCCUCUGACCGUAUGACCAGUCAGAGCAGCAGAGACUAACUUCCUGUUUCCUCCUUCAGAUAGCAUACAGGGGUCUGAUCGUGACCUUACAACCCCUGCAGCCCAGCUCAGACUGAAGCAGUCUGCUAACUCAGAUCUACUUCUCCUCUGGGCCGCAGGUCAGCAGAUCCUUUUGUCUUUUCAAUCUUCUUUUCAGGGCUGCAUUCUGUCCAGCAAUCGUUGUAGCAUGUUGAACUACAGAGGUCCUUUAUAUUUCUAUUUAUUUUUGGAUUCUAUCUCAGGAAUAAUGAAUGAAAAAGAAGAAAAACCCACAUACUCUUUCUGCACUGUUGGCUCCGUUGAGUUUAUAACCACUGACACUGAAAAUGAAAAGUGGUAGCAGAGUCCCUGGAGGAUUACAUUUUUCUGUAUUUCUGAAGUCUCACACAUUUGACAGGAAUUUCAAACGCACAUUCCAAAGACCGAGAACAUCCUGGGCCAGGUUAAUCUCUAAAGAUUAUAGCCAGCGAGGUGUUGUGAAAUCUAAUUAUUAAACCUUUUCCAUUUUUUGACUCGUCAGACUGCCAAAUCCUCCGGCCAACUGUCUUUGUUGCGGUCGGCAUAGUGACCUCUUGUUACCUUUCAACGGCGGAUUUUUUUGAACAACAACAAAGAAAAGAAGUCUUUAUUUUUGUGAACUGACAGAUGUGCACUUUAAGGUUGUGCAGCUUCAUCUUUAGGAAGUCCUUGAACUUUUUUUUUCAUCCUUGAAAAGUGGCGUUCUUAAACUAACAACCUGAGUGUUUCUCAGGCUGCACGCUCAAAUGAUCUAGCAUUAAAAAACUACCUUGAAUGUUUUUCUCAAAGACAAUCCUGAACAUAUUUUCUUACAGAGCCUUCCCUAACGUUGGAUGGAUUUAGGCUCUAAAAGUUGAAGAAAUAGUCGAGGAAUUAUCGUUGAACAAGAGCGCUCUUCAAUCACACUAACCCGGGAAAUUAAAGAAUUGUACUUUUUUUUUUUUUGUUCAUCUCGAGAUCUUGUAAAUAAGAGAUCUGAAUAUUAACGUCAGUGAAAUAUUUCAGAUUCACUUGAGAGCCUCCACUCGGGCGCACAGGAAGUUUAAGACAUGCAGCCUCAGCUCAUAUGCUUUCUUAAAACGACCGUUACAUUUCUUCUUCACUGCCGGGAAAUAUUAAGAGAAAAGUCUCAUCUUCAGACUCGCUGAGAAAAGGAGGAAAAGGAGAAAACACCGUACACGAGGUGAAAUCAUUUCUGUUUAGUUUUUUUGUAUAACAGUCUCUCAGGAGGAUGGUGAACUGUGUGUUAAAGUAUUUUGAUGUUUUGAUUUUCUUUGUAAACUUUCUUUUUGUUGUCGACAAAGCCCCUGACAUGAGGGCAGAACGCCGUCUGUAAAGAUGAAACACUUUAGAAAACCCGGUCAAAGGCGAAGCUGCAAACAAACACUGAGCUUGAGUCUUCAGGCGGCAUGGUGCUAAGAUGACAAUGAGUGCUCUUUUAUAUGCAAGUGAAAUAAAAAAAAUAAAAAAAUAUUUUGGAAAAGA